Molecule: messenger RNA, 6403 nt
Organism: Peromyscus eremicus (cactus mouse)
Lineage: Eukaryota; Metazoa; Chordata; Mammalia; Rodentia; Cricetidae
Gene: Pitpnm3
Product: PITPNM family member 3
Exons: 22
Coding region: 513-3278 (921 amino acids)
Biological process (GO): phospholipid transport
Cellular component (GO): cytoplasm
Molecular function (GO): phosphatidylinositol binding; metal ion binding; phosphatidylcholine binding
Source: RefSeq, a predicted model, not a curated record
UUCAGGACCCUUAAGACCUCCCAGGAGAGUCACAGCUCCAAGGUACUCUGAGAGAUCAGAGGGUUUUCAUCAUCACCGAUACCUAAUGGAGUUAUCCAGAGCAAGAGCGACUGUAUGUGUGCUUGGGUUUACCACCAACUCACAUCUGCCCUGUCUUAAAACUCCCAGGUUCUGGGGAUCAAACAAGGGUCAUCAGGCUUUCACAGUAAGUGCCUUUACCCACGGAGUCAUCUUGGCAGCCCCUUAACACGCCCUGUUAUGGCAGCAAUGGAGACUGGGUACUAUGCUGAGCCUUUCUCAAAUAUUCACUCAUUUAACCUCUUCAUUACUUGUGAUAAUGUUCUCUCUCUUGGCUGCAAACCAUAGAGCAUAACCUGGGUGGCCCUUCCCCGGGUGGCAGUGCCCCCUGGCACCUUCGGAAUGUCCUCAGUGAUUCGGUGGAGAGUUCAGAUGAUGAAUUCUUUGAUGCUAGAGAGGAGGUGGCUGAAGGGAAGAAUGCCAUCCUUAUUGGAAUGAGCCAGUGGAGCUCCAAUGACCUGGUGGAGCAGAUUGAGACCAUGGGGAAGCUGGAUGAACAUCAAGGAGAAGGGGCCACAGCGUGCACGUCCAGCAUCUUGCAGGAGAAGCAGCGAGAACUGUAUCGGGUGUCCCUUAGAAGACAGAGAUUCCCAGCUCAAGGAAGCAUCGAGAUCCAUGAAGAUGGCGAGGAAGGCUGCUCACAGCGUUCCUGUAAGACACACGUUCUCCUGCUGGUGCUGCAUGGGGGCAACGUCCUAGACUCCGGCUCUAGUGACCCUUCCUGCAAGGCGGCCGACAUUCACACCUUCAGUUCUGUGCUGGAGAAGGUCACGCGCGCCCACUUCCCUGCUGCCCUGGGCCACAUCCUCAUCAAAUUUGUCCCUUGUCCUGCCAUCUGCUCGGAGGCUUUCUCGCUUGUCUCGAACCUGAACCCCUAUAGCCACGACGAGGGCUGCCUCAGCACCAGCCAGGACCACGUUCCCCUGGCUGCCCUGCCCCUGCUGGCCAUCUCCUCUCCACAGUACCAGAAUGCUGUUGCCACUGUCAUCGAGCGGGCCAACCACAUCUAUGGAGAGUUUCUCAAGUCCUCUGAUGGGAUUGGCUUCAGCGGGCAGGUGUGUCUCAUCGGGGACUGUGUGGGCGGCCUCCUGGCUUUCGAUGCCAUCUGCUACAGUGCGGGACCCUCAGGGGACAGCCCUGGCAGCAGCAGCCGGAAGGGGAGCAUCAGCAGUACCCAGGACACCACUGUGGUGGAGGAGGACUGCGAUCUGGCCAGCAGCAAGCGUCUCAGCAAGAGUAACAUCGAUGUAUCCAGUGGAGUGGAGGAUGAGGAGCCCAAGAGGCCAUUGCCACGGAAACAGAGUGACUCCUCCACCUAUGACUGCGAGGCGAUCACCCAGCAUCACGCCUUCCUCUCAAGCAUCCACUCCAGUGUGCUGAAGGAUGAGGCCGAGGUUCCUGCAGCUGGCACGCCCCAGCUCUCCGAGGUCAGCCUGGGUCGCUUUGACUUUGACGUGGCUGACUUCUUCCUCUUUGGCUCACCCCUGGGCCUGGUCCUGGCCAUGCGGAGGACAGUGCUGCCUGGGCUAGAUGGUUUCCAGAUGCGUCCUGCCUGUAGCCAGGUCUACAGCUUCUUCCACUGUGCGGAUCCCUCAGCCUCACGGCUUGAGCCACUGCUGGAGCCCAAGUUCCACCUGGUGCCUCCUGUCAGUGUGCCUCGCUACCAGAGGUUCCCCCUGGGCGAUGGACAGUCUCUCCUGCUCGCUGAUGCCCUGCACACCCACAGCCCCCUAUUCCUGGAGAGCAGCUCCUGGGGAAGUCCCCCGCUUCUGGAUGCCCCUGCCUCACCCCUUCAGGCCCCAAGAUUCCAGCACUCAGGACGGAGGCUAAGCGAAGACAGCUCCCAUAGCGACAGCUCAGAGUCCUCGGACAGCCUGGCACCUAUGGGAGCCUCCCGCAUCACAGCCAAGUGGUGGGGAACCAAGAGGAUUGACUAUGCCCUGUUCUGUCCUGAUGUCCUCACCGCCUUCCCCACUGUGGCCCUUCCCCACCUCUUCCACGCCAGCUACUGGGAGUCUACCGAUGUCGUCGCCUUCAUCUUGAGACAGGUGAUGCGUUAUGAGAGCGCAAGUGUGAAGGAGAGCACUGGCCUGGACCCCACGGCUCUGAGCCCCACUAACCCCCGUGAGAAGUGGCUGCGCAAGCGGACCCAGGUCAAGUUGCGGAAUGUUACUGCGAACCAUCGAGCCAAUGAUGUAAUUGCUGCUGAAGAUGGCCCCCAGGUCCUGGUGGGGCGCUUCAUGUAUGGCCCUCUUGACAUGGUGGCUCUGACUGGAGAGAAGGUGGACAUCUUGGUGAUGACAGAGCCAUCGUCAGGCCGCUGGGUCCACCUGGACACAGAGAUCACCAACAACAGUGGCAGGAUCACAUACAAUGUGCCCCGGCCCCGGCGCCUGGGGGUUGGUGUCUACCCUGUAAAGAUGGUGGUCAGGGGUGACCAGACCUGUGCGAUGAGCUACCUCACGGUGCUGCCCCGAGGCAUGGAGUGUGUUGUGUUCAGCAUUGACGGCUCCUUUGCGGCCAGUGUGUCUAUCAUGGGAAGUGACCCCAAGGUCCGGCCAGGGGCAGUGGAUGUUGUUCGGCACUGGCAGGACCUGGGCUACAUGAUCCUUUACAUCACGGGGCGGCCGGACAUGCAGAAGCAGCGGGUAGUGUCGUGGCUGUCCCAGCACAACUUCCCACAGGGCAUGAUCUUCUUCUCGGAUGGACUGGUGCACGACCCGCUGAGGCAGAAGGCCAUCUUCCUUCGCAACCUCAUGCAGGAGUGCUUCAUCAAAAUCACUGCGGCCUACGGCUCCACAAAAGACAUCUCCGUCUACAGUGUGCUGGGCCUCCCUGCAUCCCAGAUCUUCAUUGUGGGCCGGCCCACCAAGAAGUACCAAACCCAGUGCCAGUUCCUGAGUGAAGGCUAUGCCGCACACCUGGCGACACUGGAGGCCAGCCACCGCUCGCGCCCCAAGAAGAACAACUCGCGCAUGAUCCUGCGCAAGGGCAGCUUUGGAUUGCACGCGCAGCCAGAGUUUCUGCGCAAGCGCAACCACCUGCGCAGGACCAUGUCUGUGCAGCAGCCGGACCCACCCGCCCCCAACCCCAAGCCCGAGCGGGCACAGAGCCAGCCCGAGUCCGACAAGGACCACGAGCGGCCGCUACCUGUGCUCAGCUGGGCGCGUGGGCCCCCCAAGUUCGAGUCGGUGCCCUGAGGGGUGGGCGGUGCUCAGAACAGUAGGGGCAGCUAGGCGGCCUGCAGGGAAGGGAAGGGUUGCCUUCUCCCUGACACAGGCGUUUUCCUGCUUUUUCCCUCCCGUGUCUGUCCAGCAGUGUCCGACCAGAGCAGGGAGGGACCUUGCCCUGACAUUGGGGAGCUCUCUGGGCUGCGAUGGGGUGAAAUCCGGGGUGUCUCAGUGCAGCCGCCUGUGACAUGCCUGUGCCCACAAGCCAGAGUCAGGGGUGAUGUGUGAAUGUGACCCUUGGGCCAAGCCUGCCUGUGCCCAGUGUUUGGGUAAAGUCGACGACCAUCUUUUCGAGUCCUGAGGUUUCUGUAGCCGCGCUAGGCAGGCUCACACUAGAGAAGCCCCCAGCGCUGGGUAGACGGCCGGACAGGUGUUUGCCUCCGGCAGGCCGCUUGCAGGCACAGCAACUUGACUGUGUGUAGAAGCGUGAGUGGCGUUUAUGUCUGCCCUCCUUGUGACAUCCGGGGCACCACUUGGGGGCUGGCUGUCACGACACAGUGAGAUCACCUUGUGGGAGCGGACAUUCCCUGGGUCCAAUCUAUAUGUGGAGUCUGUCCACAGCCCUGGGGACCGGUCUGGUGCUGACCGUCUUGCAGCUGUCCUUCAUUCCCCUUCUUGUUCUCUGUAUCUUUAUUCUCCUGUGGCCCUUGAAGACAGAUGUUCCUCUUCCUUGUGCACUUCCCUGAGAGGCAGCAGGCCACGGACUCUGGCCUGAGUUGGUCUGGCUGUGUGCCCUGAGUCCUGUAGCAUAUCCUCUUUGGGCCCUGCCGUUUUCUGUAACUAGAAGGGGCCUCCUGGCUGACAUGGGUACUGGGUUUGACUCCUAGGCUGUCCAGCAUUUCUGCUCUCUGGGGGCUUUGCAGAAUGCCCAGUGGGCCUCCUCCUCCUCCUCCCAUCCCUCCCCACCCUGGGAGAGGGAUUCUAGGGUGGGGCUGAAAGGGAGCCCAGUACCUCAGAGGAAGGAAGCUACUACUUCAUGGAGAACAAACUGGUUUGUGUACACUGAGGGGAAAAACAAACAAACAAAAACCUACUUCCUUCCACCAACAAAGGGGACCACAUGGCUGCCCCUCCCAUAGCUCUGCUCAGACUGACUUUUUUCUUUAGGUUUCUGGAAUGCAUGGGGCUGAACCUCGGGCUCUUGGAGGUUCAUGGAAUAUUGGCUCAAGCCGUUGUAUUCCCUUUCCCUCUCUGGCCACUACGUUUGGUUUGAGCCUAGAACCUCCUCUAUGGUAGUCAGACCCCUUGGGUGGUGACAGGAGGUGUUUCUUUGCUGCCAAGUCCUUGGCCUUGGCACAGUCUCCCCUUGCUCCCUGGCCCGGGCUGAUACCUGUUGUAUGGCCUCCUGGGUGUCUUAGAGGCCCCUGGGCUGCCCCUGAGGCCAGAGCCAAACAUCUGUGUACACAGCAGGCACUCGUGAGCUCAGUGUCGCUUCUGUUCAAUGUCUACCUCUUGCAGCUCCCAUGCAGCCUGUGGUGGCUGCUGAUGGGGGUGGCUGGCACCGUGUUGUGAGUUGCCCAGCAACCCACUUGGGCUGGAGGGGGUGUGGGCUCCCAGGACCCACCCUGCUUUUUCCACUUAAAUGUCUUCUCCAGCCUGCCAGCGAGCUCCCGUUCCCUCUGCCCACCCCAGCCUGCCAGCCAGCCCCUGUUCCCUCUGCCCAUCCCAUCCCAUCCUAUCUGCCAGCUCUUCCACUGCACCAUCAGCACUGUAUCUGGCAAACCAAACCCGUCACUGCCAAGGCGGUUGCCGAGAGGGCAAGGAGGUAUGGGACCAGCUUCAGCUUCCUCUUUCUGUCCCCCCUCCUGGAAGUUCACACCUGCCCUGCUUCCCACCGUUCCUCUUAGAGGUUCAUACCUCCCCGCCUCAUUCUUGCCUAUCUUUUGGCACCAGCUCAUAUGGCACAGCCACCUUAAUUGCAGUCCUUCCCCCUAAACGCUGUGGUUGGAGCUUGGCUAGACCCGAUUCUUUCCCAGCCCUUCAUCUCCUCUCAGCGGGAGCCACCAAGUCUAACUUUCAAAUGAGAACCCCAGGCCGAGUCAAUGUGCGAGUGGGGGAACCCCCAGGGAGAUUGGAGCCAGUGACAGGGCUCUGUGGCUCAGAGCCAGCCAGAGGCCCCAUCCCCCUUUUGCUAGAGCCCCACAUUGGGGCUUGGGUGACCCCUUUUGUGAGGUGCCGCUGGUGUACAGGUGUUGCGCACACCACCCUAGGAGCUGUGGCCCGUGGCGCGUGUGAAGUGUGCACUCGCCGUUCUGCUGAGUGAACAGCUCGGUAUUGCUUCCUGGCAACUGUACUCCGCCUGCGCGCUUUUUGCUCGUGCUCUGUUGAGUUAGGUCAGAGACAAAAGGAGCCGAUUCCUAGUGCUCUUAGGAGGAGGAGUGCGGUCGCCUCCUCUAGUAGUUCUGUGUGACGCCCCAUCUAGCUGUUUUCUAGCGACCUCUAGCUCCUGGUGUGCCUGCUCUCCAGCUGCUGGAAACAUGUUCCUGCUUGACCAAAGUUCCCGUAUCUGAGUGGCAUGUUUGUUCUUCCUGUGUGGUGGCUGUCCUGACCUGGCUGAGGGAUGACUGACACCUUCCUUUAUCCCCUGUCCUGUUGUGGGUUGCUGGAGUCUGCUCUUUCAGCCUCAUGCCCCUCACCCCCAAACACUGACCCUUCUCGGAAGCACCACAAGAUAUUUUUUAAAAAAUAAAUUAUUUUCAUGCAUUCAGACAAACAGCCUUCCUGCCUGGGUGCUGGGCUGCAACAAAUGUAUCUGAACCCCAGUAUUCCUGAGAUUGGGGUGGUUCUCUGAAGGAGGGAAGGCUGUAUCUAAUGGUUUUUAAACUGUACUUUGGGCACUUUGCAGCCCAGAGCUGCGCCCCAGAAGUAUCCUGCAGACAAAACGUGGCACCUAUCUUUAAUUGAAGAGUGGGCCCCGCCAGACCGGUGCACCCGGGUCUGGAAGAAGUGCCACUUUUGCAGGCAUACUCUGCACCCAGCUCAGGUGAAGCCCCACCAGGGAGGGCACCCUGACUGUAGGAGCCUUGCAGUUGACCCCGCCUUAAACACCACUUUCCAGCGGAAUCCCUGGGGUUCCAUUCCAAGUGCUCUGGAAA